Messenger RNA from Melampsora larici-populina 98AG31, 177 nucleotides. RefSeq lists its product as uncharacterized. The coding region runs from base 1 to 177 and encodes 58 amino acids. The transcript has a single exon. The record is from RefSeq and is a predicted model, not a curated record. NCBI's taxonomy places the organism in Eukaryota, Fungi, Basidiomycota, Pucciniomycetes, Pucciniales, Melampsoraceae.
AUGAAAUUGCUUAGAUUGAUUGGUGAUUUAUCACAUUUAGCUUCAAUUAUUUUAAUUCAACAGAUCGUUCAAUGUGUUUCAGCAACAGGUAUAAGUUUCCAAACUCAAGUUCUUUAUGUGCUUGUCUUCAUGACUUGUUUCAUGGAUCUUAUCACUGGACAUUACAUAUUGCUAUGA